CAAUUACCAACCAACGUCUCCUCUCACCAUCCACCGCUCUCGUUCUGUAGCCCCCAGCUCUGUGGCAUCCGCAUUCAUUCUUCCCACCCCCAAGAGAUUCGAUUCCUGAGACACGCCGUACACCCUCAACCACAAUGGCCGGAGACAAGGAGUUCACCCUACGGGAGGUCGCCGCUCACGACACUAAGAAAGAUCUCUAUCUUAUCGUUAAUGAGAAGGUUUACAAUGUCACAUCCUUCGUUGAUGAGCAUCCUGGCGGUGAGGAAGUUCUUCUAGACGUUGGCGGUCAAGAUGCCACAGAAGCUUUCGAGGAUGUUGGCCACAGCGAUGAGGCUCGCGAAAUCCUUGAGGGGUUGCUGGUCGGAAAGGUCAAGAGACAGCCUGGCGACCCUGCUCCCGUCCGAAGCCAGACCUCCACGACAACCAGUGCUCCUUCCGGAGACGUUUCCACCGGCCUCGGAAUCGGACUCUAUGCCAUCCUCGUCCUCGUUGGCGCCAUCGGCUACGGCUUAUACCAAUACUUGAACACGGCGACUCCAGUUCAGGCUUAGAAACGCCCUCUAAAAAUAUUUCGUUUCUGGUGACCUCGACCGUAUUUCUACGCCAUUCUUUUCCCAGCCCUUUGAUACAUUGGCGCGUCAGCAAUUUUUAUCGCGCUAUGUAACGUCCUGAAUAUGUGGUAUCUGUUCGAUUUUUACCCAUAGAUCUCUUAAUUGACUAUGAGCCCGAGGAGUUUAGAUCGAUGUCACUCUCAAAGGCUUCUUGGGUUCCGGUUCCUUCAUGCAACUAUAUUCUAUAAUUUUUGUUCCCCUCCCCGUUACGAGUGUUUUCGCUGGAUGGUGUCCUUUACACCCCGUACCUCUUGAUAUUUGCUUUGCUUGGCCCCGGCGCGGGAUUGUCGCAUGAAAUGCUUAUCGAAAGACUACUUUGAUAGAAUGCAAAGAUUGUUCUUUUUUGUCUC
Coccidioides posadasii C735 delta SOWgp is the source of this 961-nucleotide messenger RNA. RefSeq lists its product as uncharacterized. Lineage: Eukaryota; Fungi; Ascomycota; Eurotiomycetes; Onygenales; Onygenaceae. Gene Ontology annotation, cellular component: intracellular membrane-bounded organelle; endoplasmic reticulum membrane. Gene Ontology annotation, molecular function: heme binding. Gene Ontology annotation, biological process: sterol biosynthetic process. The record is from RefSeq and is a predicted model, not a curated record.